Molecule: messenger RNA, 795 nt
Organism: Nakaseomyces glabratus
Lineage: Eukaryota; Fungi; Ascomycota; Saccharomycetes; Saccharomycetales; Saccharomycetaceae
Gene: ARO5
Product: Aro5p
Source: RefSeq, a predicted model, not a curated record
AUGAUGCAAUUUAAUGUUCGCAGUCCUGUAGUCAAGGCUCGUGAGGAGACCUACUUGAAGAAGAUCGAGCGUGUCUUUAACGUUGACAAGAUCAGUACCCAUGACCUGCUUAGGUUGGAGACCGUGCACUUGUGUGAUCCUCUUCAAUUUUUCACAAAUGGUCUGCUGGAGUCUCUGAUGUACCCAGAUGGUAAAUUUUUAGUCCACCAUGUUGCUACUUCUAAGAAACUAGUCCAGGACUCCAUAUCCAUCGACCAGGCAUUGCAACUGGGACAUCCUAAGAUGCUGGAGCUUAUCUACCUGAGGGAUAGAAUAGGAAGUAUCCGUGGCAAGAUGGACGUCGAAAACUCAAAACUAAAUCAAACCAUCAUUGAAAACUUGCAGGAGGUACAUGCGCUGGUGAUGGCUAUCUACACUGAAUUCAAAGAACAUCUAAAAGUACGUUUGUACAAGGACUUCUAUGGGUUUGUAUUAAAAGAACAAAAGGAAAACUUCCACACUGUGUUACAGAUGAUCCAGAAAUACAUAAAUAUAGUGGAGAAGACCAAGCAAGCAAUAACUCCAGAGUCUCUACUCUCCUCGAUGAAAUCGUUCAAUGUGGAACUCAGUAUUGUAGCUGACAAGCUCGUAAAGAACAGUCGCUGCUUCAAAGAAUACACGGAUGUAAUAAACGCUGGUUCUGAGAACCUUCUAUUUAACGCUAACGACCAAUUCGACCUGGCAGAUGUCGAAUUCCAACAAUUUUACAAGGAACGUCUUGACAGAUUAAAAAUCUCCGCAAGAAGACUGUUCUAA